This is a messenger RNA of Symbiodinium pilosum, 3024 nucleotides long. The record is from the annotation of a GenBank genome assembly. Lineage: Eukaryota; Dinophyceae; Suessiales; Symbiodiniaceae.
AUGGCCUGCGAAGCAUGCAGAAAUUGGGAAGCUGCAGUGGGCAUCCUCAAGAAGAUGGUGUGCCACCGCCUUCUCCCAGAUCUCAUCAGCUACAACGCGCUACUGGCCGCAACACCGUGGCUCUAUUCCAUGGAGAUUUUGGGCCAGAUUCAGCCAGACCUGGUGAGCUUCACAACCGCGAUGAAGGUGUGCGACAGCACAGAAUGGCGCCACUCCGUCAGCGUGCUGCGCAGGAUUGCGAGAUGGUCUCUUCAGCUGGAUGCUGUGAGCUGCAACACGGCUCUGACUUCCAUUGGCUCGUCCUUCAAUUGGAUUGCUUCAAUGGCGAUGCUGCAAACCAUGUGGAACUUCUUCUUGGACACAGAUUACAUCAGCUACCACAGCAUCAUCACUGUGUGUGGGUCUUCCGCCUGCUGGCAAGCCGGACUUCGGUUCUUUGAGCUCAUUCAGGUGCGGCAGAUGGUCUACAACCAAGUAAGCUAUAAUGCUGUGCUAGGAGCCUGCGCCGAUGGCCAGUUUCACAACACCUUGACAUUGGCUGAAAAAUGGGCAGCGUGCCCCACAAGCCCGACGCCGCUGGUUGUGGAGGCUUGGAUGUCUGGCUCGCUCCUCUUGCUUCGCUUCCUGCUUGCGGAAAUUCGUGCAGAGGCCAUCAUCUCGAAUCGUGUGAAUUUUGCUUUGAACCUCAAGGGCGCAAGUUCUGCCCUUACACAAGAACAGGAGAAUCCAGAUGACGGGCCCGGCCUCAUCAAGCUGGACAUGAAGCAGUUCGGCUCGGGGACCAUGGAGGACCCGCUGCGCCAUGCCGUUGGCAUGCGAACGGCACAGGAUCAAUACAAGAUGCAGACGUGGAACAGCUUCCCGUCCCUGUUCCAGAACACCAUCUUUCAUGCUGAGCAGGACCCGCAGAUCAAGAAGCUGCGACAAAGUGGAACGCUGGAUGAAAAGCUGCAGCGUGCAAAGCAGCUGAAAGAGGAAGGCAACGCGCUUUUGAAGUCUGCUGGGAAGAGGACCUCGGCUUCGGAGGCCGGCAAGGAAAGGGAGGCGCAGCAAGCGCUUCAAUUGGAGGUUCAGCAACUGGAAAGCCUUAUAUGGGAGAAAGAGAAAGAGCUCAAGGAUUUGCGUCAGCAGCUUGCAAGCCUGCGAGCCAGCUUGGACUUGGAGAGAACUGUGGAGCCAAAGGAGGAGAUAGAAGAAGAGGAUGAGCAAGAGCAAAGGUCUCUGGAGGCAGCUGUGCGUUCAUAUGAGAAAGCCGCAGGGCUGCUCAGAUACGUUGAGUGCCUGCGACAAGACUGGAAGAAUGAUGAUGGCUCCUACAAGGGCAUCGAGGAUGAUUUCCUCCGUGUGGAUGAGUCGGCGCUCGACUCCUCGGAGGCUUCCGAGCUGGUGGCCUCCUGCUAUUUGAACAUCGCGCUCGCUUGCCAGAAGCUUCGCAAGUUUGAUGACAUGAAGCGGGCUUGCGAUGAAGUCCUGGAGAAGCUGAACCCAGAGAGCGUCAAAGCCCUCUACAGGAGGGCGCAAGCGCGCCUUGCUCCGAUAUCGGCCGUCGACGCAGAUCGCGAGGCCGCUAUCCAGGACUUGAUGGCGGCGGCACGGCUCGCUCCCAAUGACAAGGAGGUGCGAAGCUUGCUCACAAAGCUGAGACACGAGAAGAAAAAGCAGGACAUGGACGACAAGAGCAGAUUCGGGGGCCUUUUCCAGCGCGGAGAAGUGGUCAAGAACGACUACAAGAGUGAGCCCCGCCGGCCGGCUGCUGCUCCCACCAACUGGGACUUAAAUGAUCCGAAAGCGACGCACACAGGGAAGCUGCACCUGAAGUACAAGGACUUUGAUGCUCUAGAGGGUACUGUCUGCUGCGGAACCCAGCUUGCUUACAGCCCGUUCGGCUUCAUGGGCUGCUGCAGCGGUGGCAUGCUUUCCUUCAAGGGAAGAUGCUUCACCUACGAUGUCUCAGCCGACGGCUACCUGCGAGGGGAGGGUGUGUCGGGAAUUUUCUUGGAGCUCAAGGAAUUCAGCAGGGAGGUCUUCACUCUCAUGCCAGCCAGUCAGGCAAAUCAAGACGGACGCAGUGCCAGCAUCACGGCGCCCAACGGGCCCUCGCAGGAGAAGUGCAUCCGAGCAUGCUUCCGUGAGGCCAAGUACCAGCCUGCAGAAGUUGACUGCUUUGAGACACACGGCACCGGCACCGCGCUUGGCGACCCCAUUGAGGUAGGCGCUUUCAAGCGCAUCUACGCGCAGUCCCAGCGAGCUCAUCCUCUCAUGGUGACCAGCUCCAAGACCAACCUUGGACACUUGGAAGGUGGUGCAGGCAUGGCUGGCUUCAUCAAGUGCAUCCUGCAGGUCAUGCGCUGCGAGGCGAGUCCAAAUAUCCACUUGCGCGAGAGAAAUCCGCACUUGGACGUGGAAGGAUUCCCGACCCAGUUCCUAUCAGAGCCCUUGGUGACGCACUACAACAGCGCAGUAACUGGUGUGAGCUCCUUUGGUUUUGGUGGCACGAAUGCACAUGCCAUGGCAUUUGGGCAGAACACCGUCACUCGCCGGGAUGUCACCAAGAGGGACUACAGGAGUCUGAUGCUGCAAAAGAUACAUCAGGCUCUACCGCCAGACAUCAUCAAGCACACUCUCAACCCUGAGGAUUGGGAGACAAACGGAGCACCAUUGAGUGAGGACAAAAUCGGGAAGGUAUAUGAGGUGGAGGUUGAUGCCACUGGUAAGGCAGUCUGGCGAGAGGUUGUCGAGACUCCGCCCGAUCCGAAGUUGCACAAGAGGUUUGGGUUAGCUGGCAGCUUCAACGGCUGGAGCUGCACAUCAAUGGCCGAAAUGCCGGGAUUACCUGGCCUGUAUGCAGCUGAGAUCACGGUCGGUGACUCUGGAGAGGAGUACUUCCACAUCCUGGGAGAUGAGGAUAUUUCGCAAGUGUACUACCCUGCGCAACCCCGCUCCAGACGGAAGGUGCGCCUGAGUCAGUUGCAAUGCUUCAUGCGCCAUGUUGGCCACCCUGACUAUCCGCAGCUUCUGCUUUAG